CCUAAGCUUUAAACAGUCAGAGAAGAGACUGGCGUUAUUUUGACCCGUCAAGAAUACUUUUAUAAGCAUACAGCCGAUAUCGUGAAUAAUACGUCGUAAUAAUUGAUAGAGGAUCCAAGAUGAGUUUAACACCAAAAUCAUUUAAAGAAAAACGCUCUUUUGCACAACGAGUUGCUGAUGUAGAAUUGAUUAGAGAACAACAUCCAAAUAAAAUACCCAUUAUUGUCGAAAGAUACUAUGGGGAAAAGCAAUUACCUGUCCUGGACAAGUCAAAAUUCUUGGUGCCAGAUUAUUUGACAGUAGCAGAACUUAUAAAAAUUAUUAGACGUAGGCUACAGCUUCACCCAACACAAGCUUUUUUCCUAUUAGUAAACCAAAGAAGUAUGGCAAGUGGUAGUAUGACUAUGACACAACUAUAUCAAAGAGAGAAAGAUGCGGAUGGUUUUCUUUAUAUAGUAUUUGCUAGCCAAGAAGUAUUUGGGCAUUAAAGUACAACAAUUUAAUAUAUAUGAUUUUGUGAUUUAUAGGUAAAACCAAAUUCCUUUGGGAGUACACUAUGUGCUAAAUAUUUUAACAGACCUUUAGAAGGAAUUUUAGAUCUGCUAUUAAUUGUAUCCGCCUUUAACCGAAUACGCAGAAUCUUUGUGAUCAACCUGCAGUACCUGCUGAAAUAAUUAACAGAACAAUCACAAUUGACAUUUAUGUGUAAAAUCAUUAAGGUGCUUUGGGUCUUCAGAAU
This is a messenger RNA of Dufourea novaeangliae, 739 nucleotides long. RefSeq names its product microtubule-associated proteins 1A/1B light chain 3A-like. Lineage: Eukaryota; Metazoa; Arthropoda; Insecta; Hymenoptera; Halictidae. Gene Ontology annotation, biological process: autophagy of mitochondrion; autophagosome assembly; cellular response to nitrogen starvation. The coding region runs from base 120 to 488 and encodes 122 amino acids. The record is from RefSeq and is a predicted model, not a curated record. Gene Ontology annotation, cellular component: cytosol; autophagosome membrane; autophagosome. Gene Ontology annotation, molecular function: ubiquitin protein ligase binding. The transcript is spliced from 4 exons.